ACUGUCACCCCAGAAGAUGUGCUGUGUGACUCCUGCAUUGAGAUCCCGUGCCGGGCCCAGAAGUCCUGCCUCACCUGCCUGGUGUCGUACUGCGAGGCCCACCUCAGACCCCACCUGGAGAACCAGAGGUUCCAGAAUCACCGACUGGUGGAGCCCUUACAGGACAUUGAGUGUCGCACCUGUGAGGAGCACCGGCUAUCGCUUGAACUAUACUGCCUGACGGACGGCUGCGGUGUGUGUGUGUGCUGCGAGUGUGAGGGACAGGGGCAUCUGGGGCACAGUACUGUACCUGUAGAGGAGGCUCGAAGACAGAUCCAGACAGAGCUGCAGAAGAAACAAGGGGAGAUUAUGAAGACCGUCUCAGUGGCAGAGAAUUCCAUUGGCAAGCUACAGAGCAACACUGCAUCCAUAGAGAGCUCGGUGGCAGGGGUACGUGCUGUGAUGGAGCAGCAGUUCUAUCUGCUGCUAGGGGCCGUAGAAGAGGCCCGGAGGAGGGCCACGGAGGUUCUGGAGGGGGAGCAGAGGCAGGCGCUCAGCCAGGCCGAGGGCAUCCAGGCCCACCUGGAGCAGAAGAGCCAAGAGCUGAAGAAGACCCUGGCCAGAGUGGAGAGACUCUUCAGGAACAAGAGGGAUGUAGACUUCCUGCAGGAAUACUCUGAGUGGAAGACGGGGGCUGUGGAUGUCUGUCUGCCUGGGCUCUACGUCGGCCUCACAGAUCGCCUGGCCUCCUUCAGCUGCCUGCUCACUGAGUCCACCCAGGAACUGUGUGACCAGCUCAAGGCUACCUACAGGGACAAACUGAAGGACAUCUGCAGGACUGAGAAACUGGGCAUUACAACCAUGGUCCAUCCCAAGAUGUCAAAGUCUUUUUCACUGCCUGAGCCUGAGAUGCGAGACGACUUCCUCACGUAUGCCAACAGUCUGACCUUUGACCCAGACACUGUCCACAAGUUCCUGAGACUAACCGAAGACGACAGGAAGGUGACCAACACCACGCCCUGGCAGCACAGCUACCCAGACACGCCCGAACGCUUCGAGUACUGGCGCCAGGUGAUGACCUCAGAGAGCCUCUACCUGGGCCGACACUACUUUGAGGCAGAGCUGAGUGGGGAGGGCGUGCACGUGGGACUCACCUACAAGAGCAUCGACCGGAAAGGCGUGGAGAGAGGCAGCUGCAUCACAGGAAAUGACUUCUCGUGGAGCCUCGGAAGGGAGGGGCGGAGCUUUUCCACUUGGCAUGCUGAUAUGGAGGCGGUCGUGGAAGCCACAAAUGUGUUCAUGAGAAUCGGCGUCUACAUCGACUUUGACUCAGGCUCAUUAGCUUUCUAUGGUGUGACUGACAUCGCUAUGAUACUCCUCUACAGGUACAAGGCUGAGUUCAUGGAACCCUUGUAUCCUACUGUCUGGCUCUCAAAGAAGGACAGUGUGGUUUUAUUGGUUGGUCCUAAGGACCCCCCACUAAUGAAGAGCUCAACUCUGCCUGCCACCCCCAUCACUCCCAUGGCAACAUCAGCUCCUGUCAGUCCAGAAUCAUAAUACUUUGACUGCAGAAGUGUAGUUAGGUUAGAGAGGCGGACCAGUACACAUUUCUGUUACAAUAAAGUAUCUAUUCUAUUCAUAAGCAGUUGCCUUAAGUGACUGAUACUGUACUUAUUUAACAGGACACAGCAUCAAGUAUCACAAGACAACAGACAGGGACUUUACAGGGGGUAUCUGCACUCAUCCAGGACCUAUAUACUAGGCGGUGUCAAGAGGAAGGCCCAAAAAAUUCUCCAGAUUCCAGUCACCCAACUGAUAGACUGUUCUCUCUACUACCGCACGGCAAGCGGUACCGGAGCGCCAAGUCUAGGUCCAAAAGGCUCCUUAACAGCUUCUACCCCCAAGCUAUAAGACUGCUGAACAAUUCAUCAAAUAGCCACCCAGACUUUGUUUUUACACUGCUGCUACUCGCUGUUUAUUAUCUAUGUACAAAAUGACCUUGACUAACCUGUACCCCUGCACAUUGACUUGGUACCGGUACCCCCUGCACAUUGACUUGGUACCGGUACCCCCUGUAUAUAGCCCUGUUAUUGUUAUGUCAUUUUAUUGUGUUACUUUUUAUUUAACUUUUUACUUUAGUUUAUUUUAGUAAAUAUUUUCUUAACUCUAUUUCUUGAACUGCAUUGUUGGUUAAGGGCUUGUAAGUAAGCAUUUCACAGUAAGGUCUGGACCUGUUGUAUUCGGCGCAUGUGACAAGUAUAAUUUGAUUUGAUAUAGAACAAAACAUGACACUGAGGGAUUGAGUAAUAACCUUUAACUGCCCUUUUUAUUGGAACAGGUUAGCAUGUGACUGACUUGCUAACUACUGUGAUUGGUCUUUCAUAUGCAAAAACAUACUAUGUUUAUUUGACAUUGUGCUGAGUACUAACUACCAAGAUGAGUUCAAGGGCUGUCUUUCAUUGUUGUGUCAAUGUUCAAUCCAAUGUAAAUCAUAUUAACAAUGUGACAAAGCUUUUGUCAAAUCUUUUUAGAAUUGAUUUACAAAUAUGAAUUGCUUGACUUUUUAAAAUACCUAUUACUUAAUAUGAAAUUAAGCAUGAAACAUAUUAUUUUUACAUUUUAGAUACAUUACCUAAGAAACCAAAGAAAUUAUUCUCAUAAGAAUGUGCACAAAAUAUUUACAGAUACCAUGACACAGUCUCAGGCAGAGAAAUCGAUUGAGGUCUCGUUCUCAUCAUACGCAGGAUUAACAAAAUGCACACCUGACGGCGUCAGGGAGAUAGAGUUGGCGGCUUCAGUCCCAUAGAUACCUGGUACUUCGGGCAUCAUGGUGGGCUUGUCGAAGAUGGGGUUUUCAAAGCCGUGGUCCGUGAAGUCCCCUAUCUCCUCCUGGCUUCUCCUUAAGCUGCUCAGAGAAGGGAUGGAGAUGGUGGGCAUGGUUGGCAUUUUUAUGACGCCUCUGCGGAAGAGGACAGCCAGGAGGGGGAGACCAAUGACUACUAUCAGGAUGCCGAACACGGCUCCCACCACAACUCCUGCGUUGUCCCCUGCCCCGUCACCACUGGUGGCCCCAGAAGAGGCCUGGAACUCAGCCCCGGUUAUGCCCAGGUUUGAGCCUUGGGCUUGUACGUCCUUCAAUAUGUCCCGAGCCAGGGCCUCUGCCACCGCACCAGACUCCCCAUCCAGGAGCACGAUCUGGAUCUCAGCUGCAGCCGCACGUGGAAUCACCCCGAGGAAAUACUGAGAUUUGAGCACCUUGGACAUGCCUAGCUGAAUGGACUGGUACGAGGGCAGACCAAGGAAGAGGUGCUGCAGUCGAUUCCGAUAAGACUCAAGGAUGAAGCCUGAGGAAUACUGGAUGGUGACGAUGGCGCUGCACACGUCACAGCAGUGUCCUAUGGGGUACAGUGGCUUCUUACAGCUCAUAGGAGCGCAUGUCACAGUGCCGCAGAUCCUGUUGUGAUUCGCAGAGUUCCCACAGUCACAGCCAGAGGCAUCACUGCAGCCAGAAGCCCCGACGCUGGGGGAUGAGGUUCCAUGGAACUGCAGCCGGCCAGAGUGUGAGCCCAGAUAAUGGGUGAACUCCGAGCUGCUGCUGAACUUCUUCCCCAGAACGGACACACUCUGGACAGGGACGCUGGGCUGGUUGGAGGUGGUGUCCACGCGGAACGAGGAGCCAGCGCGGAACAACACGUUGUCAUACUGGCAGGGUACGCUCUCCUCGUGUACCGAGAACAGGAAGCGACCUUUCUCCAGGUCGUCUGAAGACUCUGCCGCCUGCCACAGCGCCGGGUCGAACCACUGCAGAGACUCUGCAUCUUUGAACUGGGCGGUGACGCCGGCCCCGCAACCGGGGUCCCCUCCAUUACUGACCGUGAAGCCACCCCCCGAGGGAAGGAUGAACUCUCCGUCCACCGGUAGCCGGAUCUCCUGGACAGAGUGGACCGUCUCCACAUACACAGACACUUUCCUCUGAGCCGAGAACUGCACUAUGUCGUUACCGCAGGGCACGGACCCUUUGUCCCAGUUGGUCUUGUUUUCAUAGUUAGUGUCGGGUAUCCACUGCUUGUACAGGGCGUCAGCUGCCCCGAACAGACAGAGACCGAGGAGAAGAAACCUGGCUGGUGUAUUUGGCAUCCUGAAUGCUUGUGACAGAAGUGGAUGAACUACGGGGUGACCUUUGUCUCUGGCAGUGUGACUGUCACAUGAGGGAGUGAGUGCACAGGUUCCCAGAUUAUGAAGUUGAUGAUCUCUGGUAGACUCAUCUUUACCAGCUGGUCACCAGCUUGGUCAAAGAUUAACUGCUGCUGCAGCCGCAGCAAUUACACUCCAAAAUAACAGUGUAGAUGUCUCUAUGAAAGAAAAGUGAUUUGAUUUAGGCCUACACCUUUUCAUAGCCUUUAUGCCUAAAAACUGUAUGGUGAAAACUGUAUAGUGUUAAAAAAAAUUGCAUCUACAGUAAAAGUAAAAGCCGCUAUAGUGAUGUUUCUUGUGACCAGCGGUGGAAUUGAUUUUUUUUUAAAGUCAUUGGGAACUCAUCAAUGUUAAAUCUAAACAUUCUAUGUAAAAAAAAAAAAAAAAAGAUUUGUCAAACUGUUCCCAUAUACUUACCAGUCAUUUAAGGCAGAGUUUCCCAAACUCGGUCCUGGGGCCCCUCCUGUGUGCACAUUUUGGUUUUUGCACUAGCACUACACAGCUGAUUUAAAAUAACCAACUCAUCAUCAAACGUUGAUUAAUUUAAUCAGCAUUGUAGUGCUAGGGCAAAAAACGAAAUGUGCAUACAGGACCGAGUUUGGGAAACCCUGGGCUGCGUUCAGUAUGUUUUUACGUUCUCGAACGUUCAAUUGAACAGAAACAUUUCUGUACUGAACGACCAGUUUAAAAACAGGGAGGGGUUGUGUGUUGGGAAGUACUGUCCGCAUGUCCACUGCCCUUUAAAAACGUCACUCAUUGCUUAAAGCCACACCCACCAAAUGGAAGCAAACCUUCAUAUUUCCAGUCAUUGGCGCAAACAUACCUCAAAGUCUGUUCAAUAACGUUUUGGAGAAACGUGUUGUUCAGAACUAAUCGUUCUGCAACGAUUGAACGCACCUCUGAUAUAGGGUCGUGUGGGCGCUAUACAUAUUGGUGAUGGAUUCUUUUAUUGGGGGUGAGACGCUUUGCAGAUGAUCAAGAUCUUUACAAAGUUGCAACCAGGCAAUUUAUUUUGCACCCAUGAGUGGGGUCCUUCAUACAAGCAUGUUUAUUGUUUACCUACACGUCAUCCGGAAGUGAGUGUCAAAGAUGAUGAGACUGGAUUCACAGGAGGCAGAUGCUCCACUCUUUGGUGACGAUGAUGAUGCCCCCACCGCCACCAGACAGAAGAAAUCAGAAAUCAAGCAUCCCCUGGCCACGUUCUUCCAUCUCUUCUUCCGCACCAGUGCCAUCUUAGUCUACCUACUGUGUGAAAUCCUGAGCAGUAGUUUCAUCGUCUGUAUGGUCACCAUCAUCCUCCUCCUUUCAUGUGACUUCUGGACAGUCAAGAAUGUGUCUGGCAGGUUGAUGGUGGGCCUCAGGUGGUGGAACCAGGUGGAUGAGGAUGGACAGAGCCACUGGGUGUUUGAGUCCAGACCAGUACGGUUGCAGUAUAGUCCAUGACUGUAUUUGUAUUUAUUACGGCUCCCCAUUAGCUGCUGCCAAUGCAGCUGCUACUCUGCUUGGGGUCCAAACACAUUAAGACACUUACAUAUAAAACAAAAGAUAAAACAGUACAUCAUAUAACCACUACAUAUCUACAAUACAAAAUGUAUAAUACCAUAUUACAAUAUACGUAUGUGCUAGUAUUUGUAUGCGUGUGUCUGUACAUUUGUGUGUCUCUUCACAGUUCCCACUGUUCCAUAAGGUGUAUUUUUAUCUAUAAAAAAAAAAAAGUCUGAUUCUACUGCUUGCAUCAGUUACCUGAUGUGGAAUAGAGUUCCAUGUAAUCAUGGCUCUAUGUAGUACUGUGCGCCUCCCAUAGUCUGUUCUGGACUUGGGGAUUGUGAAGAGACCUCUGGUGGCAUGUCUUGUGGGGUAUCCAUAGGUGUCUGAGCUGUGUGCUAGUAAUUUAAACAGAAAGAUCGGUACAUUCAGCUUGUCAACACUUCUUACAACAACAAGUAGUGAUGAAGUCAAUCUCUCACGCACUUUGAGCCAUGAGAGAUUUACAUGCAUAUCAUUAAUGUUAGCUCCCCGUGUACAUCCAAGGGCCAGGCAUGUUGCCCUGUUCUGAGCCAAUUGUAAUUUUACAAAGUCCCUCGUUGUGGCACCUGACUACACUAUUGAACAGUAGUCCAGGUGUGACAAAACUAAGGCCUGUAGGAGCUGCCUUGUUGAUAGUGUUGUUAAGAAGGCAGAACAGCACUUUAUUAUGGACAGACUUCUCCCCAUCUUAGCUACUGUUGUAUCAAUAUGUUUGGACCAUAACAAUUUACAAUCCAGGGUUACGCAAGCAGUUUAGUCACCUCAAUUUCCACAUUAUUCAUUACAAGAUUUAGUUGAGGUUUAGGGAUUGAUUUGUCCCAAAUACAAUGCUUUUAGUUUUAGAAAUAUUUAGGACUAAGUUAUUCCUUGCCACCCGUUCUGAAACUAGCUGCAGCUCUUUGUUAUGUGUUGCAGUUAUUUCAGUUGCCGUAGUAGCUGACGUGUUGAGUCAUCCUCAUACAUAGACACACUGGCUUUACUCAAAGACAGAGGCAUGUCGUUAGUAAAGAUUGAAAAAAGUAAGGGGUCUAAACAGCUGCCCUGGGGAAUUCCUGAUUCUACUUGGAUUAUGUUGGAGAGGCUUCCAUUAAAGAACACCCUCUGUGUUCUGUUAGACAAGUAACUCUUUAUCCACAAUGUAUCAGGGGGUGUAAAGCCAUUACACGUAUGUUUUUCCAGCAGCCGACUAUGAUCAAUAAUGUCAAAAGCCGCACUGAAGUCUAACAAAACAGCCCCCACAAUCUUUUUAUCAAUUUCUCUCAGGCAAUUUGUUUACUGUAAAAUAGCAUUGUAUCUGGUCAAGAAGGUUACUAAGGGUUGGUAACAGGCUGAGUGGAGUUGUAGUUGUGCCUGUCUAUUAGUUUAGUUUUCAUUUAUUUAUUCGCACCCACAAAAUAUAAGUGAAAGACAAACAGUGCCGAUAAACAACAAGGUGGGUUUGGAAAUCCAAGAGGGCUUAUAUUAAAAUUGCACCCCCCCAAAAAAAACGGUAUAUAGAAAAUCAGACUGUUCAAUCAAUUAAACAAAGCACAGAGUCUACGACUGAAAGAAUUGCAACAACUAAGACUUCUGUAGACACGUGCUUAAUUUUCCCAACUGUCUCUCUAGGCAACCAGUAGAAAAGUUCCAACCAACUCUGAAUCACAGAUCUUCUGGCUGGGUCUGGUUGUGUGUCCAGUCCUCUGGGUCAUCUUUGUGUUCAGUACUCUCUUCUCCUUCAAGUUUAAGUGGCUGGCAGUGGUGAUCAUGGGUGUGGCAUUGCAGUGGGCCAACCUGUAUGGAUAUGUGCGAUGCAAAGUAGGCGGGAAGACCAACUUGAGGAGCAUGGCAACCAACUACCUUGGCAGCCAGUUCUUCAAACAGGCAAUGGCCAAACAGGGACCUUAGAGGUGGAUGUGCAGAGAGAAGAAACAUUAGCAUUUCUGCUAAUGUAAUAUUUUAUGUUAUCAAGAGGAUCUUGCCUUGCUUUAACUGAGGCAUAGGCUACUGUUAUUUUUCUUAAUUCCUGUUGAACAGGUGGAAGGCAUCUCUCUUCUGAGGGCAAGGGGUUGUUUCCCACAGAGUCCUACAAACGAUGUAGUAUAAAACUAAGAGACUACUAGGCUUCUUUGUAUGUUUGAUUCAUUUGUUUUCCUGCUAAAUAUUCAAAAUACAACCUUGUUAAUGAUAACUGCUGAUUGUAAUAUAAGACAUUUGUAAAUAUUAUAUUGACAUAAAAUGUCUGGGUGAAUGAAUAAAAACAAAAGUGUGUGA
Oncorhynchus kisutch (coho salmon) is the source of this 7953-nucleotide messenger RNA. Its product is annotated as tripartite motif-containing protein 16-like protein. The record is from RefSeq and is a predicted model, not a curated record. Lineage: Eukaryota; Metazoa; Chordata; Actinopteri; Salmoniformes; Salmonidae. The annotation marks the transcript as partial. Gene Ontology annotation, molecular function: protein binding; zinc ion binding. The transcript is spliced from 12 exons.